ACACGAACCACAAUCCUGUUGCACCGGAUGUAGCCAACGAGCUAACGCUAGGCUAGUUAGGUGUAGCUAGCUUUAGAUAAUUGACAGUGUACGCAGCUGUAGAAUGGACGUCAUACACGCAGCUAUUGAAGGAUAGUAAUAAAAGCUGGUGUUACUUUAUUUCACUUCUACAUUGCUGUUGUCGUCGGCAUCUUCGAUUUAGUUGUUUUCAUCAUUAGCGGUCCCGUGUUGCUCUGUUAGCCAGUUAGCCUCCUCAGGUAGGUGCAGCUGUGUAUGGGUGUCUGACUUAGCAGUGACUUCACCGGCAGUCUGGUUGCCUGAUCUCGCAUUUUGGACACGUCAAGGUUCCGCAAAUUUGUAUCUUUGUUUUGGGGGGUGUGAUGUCGGAACCCAAGACCCCCACUCCCACCCCUGCUGGCGACACAUACAAAGGAUGGGUGUUCAAAUGGACUAAUUACAUCAAGGGAUAUCAGCGGAGGUGGUUCGUCCUGAGCAAUGGACUGUUGUCGUACUAUAGGACCCAGGCAGAGAUGGGUCACACAUGUCGGGGCACAAUCAACUUAGCAACAGCGACUAUCACUGUAGACGAUGCCUGCAACUUUGUCAUCUCCAACGGCGGGGCGCAGACGUAUCACCUGAAGGCCAGCUGUGAGGUGGAACGUCAGCGCUGGAUCACUGCCCUCGAGCUGGCCAAAGCCAAAGCGGCCCGCAUGCAGGCCGAGUCAGACGACUCCGGCGACGACUUCUCUCUGUCAUCCCCACCGGCGGCGCCUGGACAAGGCGGAGGGUCGCAAAAUUCCGAAGUCCAGUCUGCUCUCAGAACACUGGGCAGCAAGGUGGAGGAUCUCAGCACGUGCAACGACCUGAUCUCGAAGCAUGGCUCUGCCCUCCAGAGAUCUUUAUCAGAGCUGGACAGUUUACGUCUGACUGGAGAGGCUGGGGAUAAGAUUCGUCAGGUGACAGAAAGGGCCACGCUGUUCCGCAUCACCUCUAAUGCCAUGAUUAAUGCGUGCCGAGACUUCCUUGCGUUGGCUCAGGCUCACAGUAAGCGAUGGCAGAAGGCCUUGCAGGCAGAACGGGAGCAAAGAGUGAGGCUGGAGGAGACUUUAGAACAACUGGCCAAACAGCACAAUCACUUGGAGCGAGCAUUUAGAGGGGCUGCACAGGUUAAUGCUAGUGCAGACAAUAAAAGUGUUGCCGGGCCAGGAAAAGGUGAAGCCAGCGAUGAGGACGAUGAUAAUGAGUUUUUUGAUGCCAUGGAGGAAGCACCAGAGUUUAUCACUGUACCUGCAGACCCUCAGUUCCACAAACGGUCAAGCAGUAGUGUCAGCGGCUUCAACAGUGAAAUGUGCCCUGACGAUCAAUCACUAAAUGAGGAGCCUCUUGCAAUGAACCAAGAGUCCCCCUCUCUGGAGCUGGUGCCCUUGAAGAAGAGACGGACACGUAUCCCAGACAAACCCAAUUACUCCCUCAACCUUUGGAGUAUAAUGAAGAACUGCAUCGGCAAAGAGCUCUCCAAGAUCCCCAUGCCUGUAAACUUCAAUGAGCCUAUUUCCAUGCUGCAGCGGUUGUCAGAGGACCUCGAGUACCACGAGCUGCUGGAUAAGGCCGCAAAGUGUCAGAGCUCUCUGGAGCAGAUGUGCUACGUGGCUGCCUUCUCCGUGUCCUCUUACUCUACCACUGUCCACCGCACAGGAAAGCCCUUUAACCCGCUGCUGGGGGAGACGUACGAGCUGGAUCGCCAGAGAGAGAGCGGCUACCGCUCGCUGUGUGAGCAGGUGAGCCAUCACCCUCCUGCAGCGGCGCAUCAUGCGAUAUCUGAUCGUGGUUGGACUCUGAGGCAGGAAAUCACAGUUGCCAGCAAGUUCAGAGGGAAAUACCUGUCAAUUAUGCCAUUAGGCACAAUUCAUGCAAGCUUUGAGAAGAGCAACAAUCACUACACAUGGAAGAAGGUUACCACUACAGUGCACAACAUUAUUGUAGGAAAGCUGUGGAUUGAUCAGUCUGGAGAGAUAGACGUUGUGAACCACACCACAGGAGACCGCUGCCACUUGAAGUUUGCUCCUUACAGCUACUUCUCCAGAGACAUAGCAAGAAAGGUGACAGGUGUGGUGAUGGACAAAGACGGCAAAGCCCACUACGUGCUCUCAGGCACGUGGGACGAGAAGAUGGAGUUCUCCAGGGUGAUGCAGAGCAGCCGAGGAGGAGAGAACGGCACAGAGGGCAAGCAGAAGACCGUCUAUCAAACCCUCAAAGCCAGAGAGCUGUGGAGGAGGAACCCUUUACCCGAGGGAGCAGAAACCAUGUACUACUUCACCUCCCUGGCUCUGACCCUGAACGAGCCUGAGGAGGGCGUGGCGCCCACCGACAGCCGACGCCGACCCGACCAGCGUCUGAUGGAGGACGGCCGCUGGGACGAGGCCAACUCGGAGAAGCAACGGCUGGAGGAGAAGCAGCGCAGCGCCCGGCGCGAGAGAGAGAGGGAAGCUGCCAGCCAGCGCACCUCCAGCCAGUCAGAAGAAGCUGUCGAUGACGACUCUCAUACUGAUCCCUCCUUAAAAAGCAAGUAUCCCUAUUUUCAUCUCUUUUCCUGUCACUUCCGUAUGCUUCAGCUCCUGUUUUUCUGUCGAGAUUUUUUUCCCCACAAUGCUUCUCUCUUUCAGGUGCACUUCAUGACAACUACCAGGCACUUUGGUUCGACCGCUGUGUGGACCAGAUCACAGGUGAGCAGGUUCACAUCUACAAGGGAGGCUACUGGGAGGAGAAGGAGCGUGGCAGCUGGGAGGGCUGCCCGGACAUAUUUUGACCUUAGCAUUGACUACGAAGUGCCCCGAUGAAACUGACCAUCGAGCCGUCUUAAAAGUUCCCGACUACUCGUACGGCUGCUCCCCCUUCCAGUGGCUCUCUGUUCUAAGAGAUCUCCAGGACGGUCACUGCUGUCAGAUCAAGAGGGAGAGCAGGAUUUUCCCUCCCUCCUUCCAUAUCGGUCCCCGUCUCCACCACUCUUAGCAUCUACCCCUUUUUUUCUGUUACAUAUCUGAGAGAACUGGAAUAAAAAAACAUCUGGGCUUUGACAGGGUGGAGGAGAUGAAAUGAGCAGUGCUUCCAAGUCUAUUGUCAGAAGAGGUUUCUGUUCUGCAUCCACAGCAUAGUCUGCUUUGGUGAUCACUUUACAAAAAAAAAAAAGGGGGAGGGUAAAAUCUGGUUAAUAUAUACAUUUAUAUAUAAUUAUAAUUAAAAUUAUUGUCAAUAUAAUGUCAACUAGUGGCCUUUCAGACAUUAUUAAGGGUUUUUUGGUUGUUUUUUUCCUCUGAUUUAGUGUCUUAAUGUAAUGAAAUGAAGUUUCUAGUGUGCUUGUGUGUAUGACUGCUUCUCUGCUCUUCCAACUCCACACACCAGGGACACUGUGCAGUGCAUCGUGCUUCAAAAUGAUUGUCACACUGUCAUUUUUUUAAUAGUUCGCAGAUUGUUUUUCCUAAUCGUGACUUAAUGGAAAAAUCUGACGGUGUUACUAUGAGUCCUGAACAGUUUUUCUCUUCGCCUUAGAAAUGAGCAGCGUGCUCUCACUUGUACUGCACACAUCACACACACACGAGUCCAUUUACCUGCUGGAGCUGUUUAUUUGAGCAAACAUCAGUAACUUUGAGGAAUCAAGUGGGGGGGAAGUGGCUCCAGAUCUGCACAAAUGUUUUUUCAUGACUAAGAAAAUCUGACAUUGCUCCAAUUUUAUUCAAUAUUGAUUAAUGAAGUGACCCUUUUUCACUGUGUUCAAAUAAUAUUUUGCCAUUUUGCCGCAACGCCAGUGAGUUGGAUUGCUGUAAAAUGUUUUUAAAAAGAAAGAGUUCAUACAUAUGCAAGUACACUUUGACACCAAAAACACGGUGUGUGUGUUUGUGUGCAUGUGCGCACACUUCAUAAUUUUGUUUGUAAGUGUACUUAAAAAUGAAGAAUAAAUACAGAAUUUAAAAGCAUUACAAAUUAUGUUUUUUAAAUGUAUAGAAAAUCAUACUAUAGUAAUGAUAACUGUAAGGUAGUUUUUCUUGUAUUUUUGGUUCCUCGUAACAUUGGGGGAGGUUUGUCUUCAUUUUCAGAAAAAAAAAGGGAGUUUGUGUGCUUCACUGAGAGGGGACACAUGACAUUGUUCAGUAUUUUGUAUUAACACAGAAAAAGAGAAUCUGUAAUAAAUGCUAUGAUGUCAAACAAA
Acanthochromis polyacanthus (spiny chromis) is the source of this 4204-nucleotide messenger RNA. RefSeq names its product oxysterol-binding protein 1-like. The record is from RefSeq and is a predicted model, not a curated record. Lineage: Eukaryota; Metazoa; Chordata; Actinopteri; Pomacentridae. Gene Ontology annotation, cellular component: intracellular membrane-bounded organelle; membrane; cytosol. Gene Ontology annotation, molecular function: sterol binding. The transcript has 16 exons. The coding region runs from base 381 to 2837 and encodes 818 amino acids.